Haliotis rubra (blacklip abalone) is the source of this 1285-nucleotide messenger RNA. RefSeq names its product cerebral peptide 1-like. The coding region runs from base 139 to 807 and encodes 222 amino acids. Lineage: Eukaryota; Metazoa; Mollusca; Gastropoda; Lepetellida; Haliotidae. The record is from RefSeq and is a predicted model, not a curated record. The transcript is spliced from 2 exons.
AGUCUUGUCACAACUUUUUCUCACUCGUUGUCCCUAUAUAAGUUUGCAGCAACUGACUUGCCGUUGUAACUGCCCGUGUGUCAGGCUGCAAGCACCAGAUCCCUCCCUCUCCAGUGGGGCUUUUUCUUUAAAACCACGAUGUCUUCUUUCAUAAAUUCGCUCACACUGGGAGUUGUUGUGGUUUUAAGUGUCCUCAGUUGUGGUUUGGGAGAAGAUCAAGUUGCCAGUGUAACGGGUGACAAAGAAAAAUCGGACUUUUCUCAGAGGACAUUAGACUCAGUACAUGUUUUGAAAAAAAGAGCCCCAGGCUGGGGCAAGCGGUCACUGGAGGAUGAUGUAGACAGUGACGACGAUAUGUCUUAUGACAGUGAAUCCCCCGAGGACAUUUUAUCACGUGCUGAUCUUUCCAAACGCGCGCCCGGUUGGGGCAAACGUACCUUAGAUAUUCUAGAAGAUUACACCAAACGAGCACCCGGCUGGGGUAAGAGAGACUCUCUAGAUGUUAAACGUGCACCUGGAUGGGGAAAACGAGAUAUCGAUAUGGACAAACGUGCACCUGGAUGGGGCAAACGAGCACCUGGGUGGGGCAAACGUGCACCUGGCUGGGGAAAACGGGCACCUGGCUGGGGAAAGCGUGCACCUGGUUGGGGCAAAAGAGCACCUGGAUGGGGCAAACGCUCUGACACAUCAUGUGCUGGAAUCGACGAGGAGGUUGACUAUUACAUUUACAGAGCUGUCCAGGCUGAGGCAAGAAGAAUUCUAGAGUGCGGAAGCAAAUACAAUGGAAAUGAUGUCCUUCGGAAGUGAGGAGAGAGCUACCUUUGGGUCAAGUCGUUCAUGCAUACGUCUGAGGUACGACCCAGCACCUUGAAAGAGGCUUAUUUCUUCUAAUAGCCGAACGCAAAAGCAUAUCCAAGCCAUUAAAGCAGUGAGACAUCACCUGAGAUCGCUAUCAAUGACUCCUGAUACACUUCAAAUACUUUCUGUGCAGACAUGGUGUAACUCAAAAUGACAUCGUGAAGACAAUUUGUGGGACUGAUAACAAAAAGAAUAAUUAUAGAAGAACUAUUGUGCAAUUCCUUCACACCCACACACACACGUAACUUUGAAAUUUAAACGACAUAUUGUAUUUUUAACAUGUGGAAGGUAAUAUCUUGUCAAUGAAUACUGUUAUGUGAUAAAAUAUUUUAAAACUAAUGUCUGUGUGUCUUUUAAGAUGUUCGAAAUACAUGAUAUAUCUAUUUUCUUUCUAUAUGUUAAAAUAAAAAUUAUUGGAUUCUUUCAA